AUGGUGAAGCCCUCCUCCCCAACUCCUCCACACCUCCGAACCCUCAAACUUUCGUACAUCGACCAACUCUUCCGUUCCGCCUACAUCUCCUUCAUAUACUUCUACAAUAACCCUACCCACGACCAAACAAUCCCUAACGACGACGAUGAUCUCAACCGAACCUCCCGACUCCUGAGCGAAUCCCUCUCCCGCGCCCUCACCUCUUUCUACCCUCUCGCCGGCCGCCUCCUCGACUCCUCCACUGUCGACUGCAAUGACGCCGGAGCCGAGCUCUCCUUCGCUUGUGUCCUCUCCCGCCGCCUCGAUGAAGCCGUGCUCGACCCGGACGACGUCGAGCAUUACCUUCCCGUGGGGCCCACCGCCAUGCUGUCGUCGAAUCCCCUUUUCCUCGCGCGGGUUAGUUUCUUCCCGUGCGGUGGCGUAGCCAUCGGCAUCCGAUUCUCCCACAACGUCUCGGACUGCGCGUCCGUGGCCGCGUUCGUCGAGGCGUGGGCCAGCCGCCGCCCACGCCCUUUAUCGUUUGACUUCGACUUGUCGAGCUAUUUCCCGGCCCGGGAGGAGCUCCGGGAGGUGGGCGUCCUCCCGGAUACGACCACCAGCGAGAUCUACCGGACCAAGAGAUUCGAGUUUGACGAGGCAAAGAUGGCGGCUCUCAGGCGGCGGGUGGGGUCUUCGGUGGGCUCCACGCGGGUCGAGCUUGUGUCGGCUUUCGUCUUGGAGAGCUUGUUGCAAGUAUUUUCGUCGUCUAGGAAGGUGGUGUUGGCGAGCCACGCGGUGAACCUAAGGCCGAGGAAGAAGGCUCUAGAGAACAUGUUCGGGAACUGUAUCAUGACGUCGUUUGCGUACUGCUCGGCCGGGAAAGAUUCUGAGCUUCACGAGCUGGUCGGGAAAUUGAGGGAGUCGAUACGGAAGGUGGACGAGGGUUACAUCGCAGGAUCGGAAAAUGGCGGGGACGUGUACAUGGGGGACUUGUACAAGGCUUUGUCUAUCCUAGCCGAGGGAGAAACAGAGGCAUGUUUGUUCACCAGCUGGUGCGGGUUCCCGUUUUACGAAGCGGAUUUCGGGUGGGGAAGGCCAGUUCGGGUCUGCCCGACGGCCUUGGCGAUACGAAACGGUGCGAUUUUCGUGGACAUGAACAGGUUAGAUGAAGGCGAUAAUAAUAAUAGUAAGGGAAAGGGAAUUGAAGCUUGGGUCAGCAUGGCCGACGAUGGCUUGAAAAUAUUCGAAAAGAAUUUCGAGUUGAUUUCAGAUGAAGCAAAGGAUGCUGCAGAGAAUGCCUGUUGA
Striga hermonthica is the source of this 1284-nucleotide messenger RNA. Lineage: Eukaryota; Viridiplantae; Streptophyta; Magnoliopsida; Lamiales; Orobanchaceae. The record is from the annotation of a GenBank genome assembly.